AUGGAAAAGUUAUGUUUCAGAAACAGAGAGAAGGCAUGCUAUUCCAUCACAAGCACAACACCAUAUAUAUUGGCAGGUCUUGCUUCUGCCGUGGGUGGGUUGAGUGCACCAUACGAAAAGGCUUCUCAUGUACAUGCAAGACCGAUCGUGAAUUGGCUCUGGUCAGCUGGUUGUCAUCCGUUUGGACCAUUCUCCAAUACUUCCCAGAUGAGUCAAAUGCUCCAGGAUGUUGCCUUGAGGAACACGAUAUACGCUCGUGUAGAUUCUGCACUACACAGAAUUCGGGAUACAUCAGAGUAUGUACAAACUUUUGCUGCUGAAUAUCUGAAAACCCCACUUAGUGAACCAGUCAAGGGCAAGAAAAAUAAGUCGAGCACUGAGCUAUGGUUGGAAAAGUUCUACAAGAAGAAAACUAACUUGCCUGAACCUUUACCUCACGAAUUAGUUGAAAGACUAGAGAAAUUCUUGGAUAACCUUGAGGAAGAACUUGUAGAUCUAUCAUACCUGUUAUACGAUCAUCGGUUACAAGAUGCACACCUGAACAGCUCAUAAAUUUUACAAAGCACUAUCUACACCCAACA
Molecule: messenger RNA, 581 nt
Organism: Vitis vinifera (wine grape)
Lineage: Eukaryota; Viridiplantae; Streptophyta; Magnoliopsida; Vitales; Vitaceae
Exons: 5
Coding region: 1-552 (183 amino acids)
Source: RefSeq, a predicted model, not a curated record